Messenger RNA from Brassicogethes aeneus, 453 nucleotides. Lineage: Eukaryota; Metazoa; Arthropoda; Insecta; Coleoptera; Nitidulidae. The record is from the annotation of a GenBank genome assembly.
AUGAAAAACUGCGCUUUAAUAAUUACUCUACUAGGCAUUGCGGAUGUUAUAUCUGAAGAUUUGGUCAAGUUGCCGAACCUGGACGCCCAGUGCAUAAAGUGCCUCUGUUACGCCGCCACGGGCUGCGAUCUGACCAGAGGUUGCGUCGAAGGCUACUGCGGACCUUUUAAAAUCAGCAAAAUUUACUGGAUUGACGCUGACGAACAGGUGCUGCCGAACGACGAAAAAAUAAGAGCCGGAGCCUACGAAGACUGCGCGUUGAACUACGACUGCGCCCUGAAGAUAGUAAUGAAUUAUUUCACGAAAUACGGUAAAGACUGCAACGAAGACGGUGUUACCAACUGCGAAGAUUAUUCGAUGAUAAAUUUCAAUGGAGGUUGGCAAUGCCAGCCCGCGAUCAACCGCACUGACGCCGGCAAGGCUUGGUUGGAAAGAUUCAGGUUAUGUAGCUAG